Syzygium oleosum is the source of this 1971-nucleotide messenger RNA. RefSeq names its product F-box/LRR-repeat protein 13-like. NCBI's taxonomy places the organism in Eukaryota, Viridiplantae, Streptophyta, Magnoliopsida, Myrtales, Myrtaceae. Gene Ontology annotation, molecular function: protein binding. The record is from RefSeq and is a predicted model, not a curated record. Bases 410 to 1855 code for a protein of 481 amino acids. The transcript is spliced from 4 exons.
UAAGUUUUUCCAAGAGACAAAAGACUCAGAUAUAUUUUACUAAAAAUUAGAGUCAAACAUAAACAAGUGUCGUAAACUUGAGUUACUAUUGACCAAAAAAAAAAUUGACUUACCCGAAACUUGAAAAAGGAUCGAUUUUGAAUUCCGUGAGUCGGAUUGAGUAGCGCACGGGUGCCGGCGAGCUUAACACCCCUGAUAGAAGGGGCUCAAGAGGGUUGAGUUUCUCUCAUUUCUCCACCAUCUCUCGAUCUUGUCGAGCCCCAAAACGCUAUUGCUUGACGACCCUUUGGAGAAACCCAGGGUUUUCUUGUCUCACCGGUAUUAUAACCGGAGGGCUUGUGAUUGAUCUACCAAGAGUUGUAUUCAGAGUUGGAAGGGCCUUUGUCGUCUUCUUUUAGUUUAAUCUUCAAUGAUGGGAGAGAAUGAUGAGGAAAUGGAUGCAACCGUUCUAGUUUCGAGUAAGUACAGGGAAUUGAUUGGCACUCAAGAUUUAAGCUGCAAAUGGUUGUGCAAUCUGCCUGAUGAGAUUCUCCUACGCGUCCUAGAUUUUCUAUCGACGAGAGAUGCGGUGAGAAUGAGUGUGUUGUCGAAAAGGUGGAAGCACUUGUCGAAGUCGAUUCCUAGUCUCAUCUUCGAUGAAGAAGAUUUCUUCGAGAAGUCGCGGUUCUUAAACUUUGUGGAAGGAGCAUUGUCGUUUCGUGACCUGUCUCCUUUGAAAGCUUUUUCUCUUUCAUGUUAUGUGGACAAUGACGAAUCUCGCAUAAAUACUUGGGUCGAUGCUGCGAUAAGACGCAAAGUUCAGGAGCUUCACUUGUGCCUCCUUGUAGAAAUACAUUCUCCUGUUAAGUAUACGUUGCCCUGUUGUAUAUUCAGGUGUGAAACACUGGUAAAGUUCCAUCUUGAAAUGCUUCAUAAUUUCAGAGUUCCUUCUUUAGUUUGUCUUCCAAAUCUGAAGGUCUUAACUCUAGAAUAUGUUGGAUUUGGGGAUGAUAAUUCAUUCGAGAAGCUGCUUGCGUGCCCUUCCCUCGAGGAGUUGUCUCUUAAGAAUUGCAGGGGCCGGCAAAUCAAGGUUUUGAACAUUGGUGCUCCCAAUCUUUUGAAAUUGACGAUAGUUCAAUAUGACUUUUUUCCGGGUUUGAAUAGAGACUGCCAAGUACGGAUUCAUGGAGCUAGAAUCAAAUCCUUACACUAUUCUGGUCAUUAUGGUGGUGGUGACCAUACCAUAUCAUGUCCAUCGUCACUAGUUGAAGCUGUCAUUACAGUGUUUUAUCCAGCAGAGGAAAUACCUGAUCAAUGUGCCGACCGUGUAUUUAAGCUCUUAAAGGAUCUUUCUAAUGUAGAACAUCUUACUUUAUUUUACGAAGGCCUUCAGGAUAUGAAUGAGAGACAAGAUCUCUUCGACUCUUUUCCAGUCUUCCGUAGCCUUACCCAAUUGAAGUUGGACAUCAGACCGACGUACUUAGAUUGUAGAGCGCUUCAGGUCAUGCUCAGCCAAAGUCCUUGUCUGAGAAGUCUCGUGUUUGCCGCGGGCUUGAUCGAGGACUCUGGAAUCGAUGGCUGGACGCUCGACCCAGUGCCUCAGUGUUUUCUCUCGUCGCUUAAAGAGAUCAGGAUUUGCAACUUCAUUGCAGAUGACCACGAACUCUUAGCUGUGAGAGUUCUACUUAGGACUGCUGAAGUUUUGGAGAAAUUGUUUAUACAUUGUUCUCGGGGCUAUAGGAAAUACUUUCAAGGGAACUUGAGGAAACAUUUGAUGAAGCUUCCUCGGGCUUCAGAUCGAUGCGCGAUUUUGCUAGACUUCAGGGAGGAGUGCAGUGCAUGCUCUGGGGAGUUUGAUUUGUUUGGAUUAUUAUAAUAGCUGUCUUUGCUGAAAUUAGAACGUCUUCCUGAAGUAGGACAUCCAUCAUUUGGCUAUAGGUGAAAUCAUGCUCUCAUCACUGGUUCUUCAAGUUCGCCUUUUUGGAGGACCAA